AUGCAAGCACCUCCGCCUGCCCGUGUAGAUGGCCCGGGGGUCAGGCCCAAGGAAGCAAAAAGAGGGUUUCGACGCUACAGGUGGGAAUUCAAAGACAGCAAUAGAGUAUUCUGGACGAUGGGACACGCCGAAGUUAAGAUCCUGAAUAUAGUCUGCAUGGUGGCUGCACUACAACUCUUCGAAACAGUGGCCACACACCCGAUCCUGAUCCUGCUUCUCACUAUGGAAGUGUCCAUCUUCGCUUUCUUCAUCUUCCUUUACACCUUUGCCAUCGACAGAUACAUGCCCUUCAUCUCCUGGCCUAUCACUGAAAUCCUCAAUGACCUCUUCAUCUUCGUGUUCAUGAUAGGCGGCAUAAUCUUUGCUGCAAAAGUUAGGCGAGUGAUGCCACCGCCCUACAUAGGAGCUGUGAUCCUUAUGGUAAUUAGUGCGAUUUUGGCUCUUGUGGACCUGUAUCUUCAAAAGAAACACCUCAAAGGCAAGAAGAUCCCGAAGUCUGCCGUGGGACACAGAAUCCUCUCUGUACUGAUGGAGACAAUUACCAAAGAAGAAGAGAUGCGAAUCCGAAAGGCAAAUGAGGAGUUUGAGAAUGAAGAAAAGGAGAGGAGGAGGAGGGAGAAGAAGAAGUAA
This is a messenger RNA of Cricetulus griseus (Chinese hamster), 630 nucleotides long. The record is from RefSeq and is a predicted model, not a curated record. Lineage: Eukaryota; Metazoa; Chordata; Mammalia; Rodentia; Cricetidae.